Molecule: messenger RNA, 4862 nt
Organism: Zootermopsis nevadensis
Lineage: Eukaryota; Metazoa; Arthropoda; Insecta; Blattodea; Termopsidae
Source: RefSeq, a predicted model, not a curated record
GGUGUAAUGAGGGAGUUUCCAGUGUUCAGUUAUCCGAGUAGCGUCGUUCGUCAGAGUUGAACAUGGUCUUGGUCCAACAUCGGUUGUGGCUCUAGUUCUUCUACCAUCCAUCCUUCCUUCCUUCACUCCUCCCUACUUCCUUCCUUUCUUCUCAGUUCGUCAAUCCACUCAUUUCUUCUUCUUCUUCUUCAGUAGCAACAGCAUUCACUCGUCUGGUGCCUAGUGCUCGCCCAUUGUUCAAGCAAGGAGUGAGCGAGUGAUCUGUGAACAUGAUCGACCCAAGUUCGUCGGAAGAGGAAAGCGAGGAGGAACAACAAGAUGAUCCUCUACACCCACCACACCGUCAUCACCGCCACCAAGAGCCCAGCAGUGCGAACCUCGAGGUGCCCGGGAGUCUUCCCAGUCUUCCAAGGUCACUUUCACCUGCAAGUGCCGUGUCCUCCGAGACACUCAGUCAUAGCACUGGGGCAUCAAGAACCAAUUCUUUGCCUCGACCCACCAGUCCCAGCCCCUCGGUUGUCAGCGAGAAGGCAGAAGCUGAGCUCCAGGAUAAACAGGAACGCGAAGAAGAAGAGCGUAAACGAAAAAUUCAACUGUAUGUGUUCAUAUCACGAUGCAUUACUUACCCAUUUAAUGCUAAGCAACCAGGUGACAUGACACGACGGCAUACCAAAAUUACCAAGCAGCAACUGGAAGUAAUCCAGGGGCGUUUCCAGAGCUUCCUGAAGGGUGACACACAGAUUAUGGCAGAUGAGGCUUUUCAAAAUGCUGUACAGAGUUACUUUGAAGUUUUUCUUAAAUCUGAGAGGGUUAUGAAGAUGGUACAAUCAGGCGCUUGUUCUCAGCAUGAUUUCCGAGAAGUGUUCAGAAAUAAUAUUGAGAAGCGUGUUAGAUCACUGCCAGAGAUUGAUGGGCUUAGCAAGGAAACUGUACUUACUUCUUGGAUGGCAAAAUUUGACUGCAUUUUUAAAGUAGGUGACGACGACUCAAAGAGACCAUCCAGGAUGCAACAGCAGUCUCUCAACAGUGAGCUGAUCUUGUCUAAAGAGCAGCUGUAUGAUAUGUUCCAACAAAUCCUUGGAAUCAAAAAGUUUGAGCACCAGCUAUUAUUCAAUGCCUUGCAGUUGGAUUCUGCAGACGAACAGGCUGCUGCAAUAAGAAGGGAGUUGGAUGGUAGGAUGCAAAAAGUUUCAGAAAUGGAAAAGAACCGGAAACUGAUGCCAAAAUUUGUUUUGAAAGAAAUGGAAUCUUUAUAUAUUGAAGAACUGAAGUCAUCUAUCAACUUGCUGAUGGCAAAUCUGGAAUCUCAGCCUGUAUCUAAAGGAUCAAUGGAUUCCAAAUAUGGACUGCAGAAACUGAAGAAGUAUAACCACAGUCGAAGGAGAAGCUCUGUCUUAAGAUCACAAGGAUCAAUGGGCAAGCUGGAAGGAGAUUCAGCGGACAGUGACACUCAACUGACCAAGUUGGACGUUGUUCUGACUUUCCAACUGGAGGUGGUUGUAAUGGAAGUGAAAGGUUUGAAGUCUCUGGCUCCAAACAGAAUUGUAUAUUGUACUAUGGAAGUAGAGGGAGGAGAGAAGUUGCAAACAGAUCAAGCCGAAGCCUCCAAACCAAUGUGGGAUACUCAGGGUGACUUCUCAUCAACUCAUCCAUUGCCAGCUGUUAAAGUGAAAUUAUAUACAGAAAAUCCUGGCAUGCUGGCUCUGGAAGACAAAGAGUUGGGUAAAGUGAUACUCAGACCAACACCACUGUCAUCAAAGGUUCCUGAGUGGCACAAAAUGGUUGUUCCAAAGAACUGUGCAGAUCAAGACUUACGGAUAAAAAUUGCUUGCAGAAUGGACAAGCCUCUGAAUAUGAAACACUGUGGAUACCUUUAUGCAAUUGGAAAAGCAGUGUGGAAAAAAUGGAAGAAGCGGUACUAUGUUCUGGUGCAAGUAUCACAAUAUACGUUUGCUAUGUGUAGUUAUAAAGAGAAGAAGUCUGAGCCUUCAGAAAUGAUGCAGUUGGAUGGGUACACAGUGGAUUACAUUGAGCCUGCCAGUGCAAAUCUUAUGGUUGGAAUGGACUUGGAAGGAGGUCGCUUCUUCUUCAAUGCUGUGAAGGAAGGAGACAGUAUCUUGUAUGCAUGUGAUGAUGAAAAUGAAUGCCACUUGUGGGUAAUGGCAAUGUACCGAGCCACAGGACAGUCCCACAAACCAACUCCACCUGUAACACCAGCUGGCAAGAAUUCCACAAUUUCCAAAAUACAAGGCGAUGCUGACAGGGCAAGGAAACAUGGGAUGGAGGAAUUCAUAUCAGCUGACCCAUGUAAAUUUGACCAUGCCUCCCUCUUCAAAAUGCUACAAACAUUGACAUUGGAUUACAGACUUAAUGACCCAUAUUGUUCUCUGGGCUGGUUUAGUCCAGGACAAGUGUUUGUACUGGACGAGUACUGUGCAAGGUAUGGAGUACGGGGUUGUUACCGCCACCUCUGUUAUCUCAGUGACUUACUGGACAGAGCUGAGAAGGGCAUCAUGAUAGAUCCAACACUCAUCCAUUUCAGCUUUGCCUUCUGUGCUAGCCAUGUACAUGGCAACAGUGUACCUAACGGCCAGUCCCCCACUCUAAUGCUUAACCGUCCUUUACUUAGCACGGAGGUGCUUGAAGAUACCUCUGUGGCCAGACCAGAUGGAGUGGGAACAGUUACACAUGAAGAAAAAGAAAAAUUCCAAGAAAUCAAAGAAAGGCUGAGAAUAUUGUUGGAAAAUCAAAUCACAAAUUUCAGGUACUGCUUUCCAUUUGGAAGACCUGAAGGUGCUUUGAAAGCAACAUUAUCCUUAUUAGAAAGGGUACUCAUGAAGGAUGUAGUAACUCCAGUUCCCCCUGAAGAAGUAAGAAGCAUGAUCAAGAAAUGUCUUGAAACAGCAGCACUUGUGAACUACACCCGUCUGUCUGCUGAAGCCAAGAUUGAAGGUCUGAGCGAAGGUGGUGAAGGAACAGUUCAAGAUGACUUGAGUGGCGAGGUGAUGGUUGCCCCUAAUAAGAAACUGGAAGACCUCAUCCAUUUAGCAGAGCUGUGUGUUGAUCUUCUUCAGCAGAAUGAAGAACACUACGCAGAGGCUUACAGAUUGGACAAAGCAUUCGCGUGGUUCAGUGACCUUCUUGUGGAGCAUGCCGAGAUCUUCUGGUCACUGUUUGCCGUUGAUAUGGACCAAGUACUGGCUGAACAACCACCUGAUACAUGGGAUUCCUUUCCAUUGUUUCAAAUUAUGAAUGAUUAUCUUAGAACAGAUGACAACCUGAAGAAUGGACGGUUCCAUCAGCACCUACGUGACACAUUUGCACCAUUAGUAGUACGCUACGUUGAUCUGAUGGAGUCUUCCAUUGCACAAUCCAUCCAUAAAGGUUUUGAGAAGGAGAGAUGGGAAAUCAAAGGGAAUGGCUGUGCCACUUCAGAAGACCUCUUCUGGAAACUGGAUGCAUUGCAAUCUUUCAUUCGUGAUCUUCACUGGCCUGAUGCUGAGUUUCGGCAACAUUUGGAACAACGUCUCAAAUUGAUGGCGUGUGAUAUGAUAGACUCAUGUAUUCAAAGAACUGACAAUGCUUUCCAACAAUGGUUGAAGAAAGGUGUCACCUUCAUCUCCACUGACUACAUUAUUCCUUCUGAAAUGUGUGCCAUGGUGAAUGUGAUAUUGGAUGCCAAGAAUCAGUCAUUCAAACUGUGUGCAGUGGAUGGAGUGGAUGUGCAUCAAUACCAUACCAAGAUUGAUGACAUGAUUGAGAAGACAUCUGCCAGCAUGACCCAGGGUAUGAUCAGCAAGCUGAUGUCAGUCUUGGAGACAACACUGUCCAAGUUAUCGAGAUACGAUGAAGGAAGUUUGAUCGGGUCCAUCCUUAGUUUCACGAAUGUGUCUGGGUCUGGCAAAGAUAUGGGACAAGCUUAUGUCAACUUUACUCGUAACUGCAUGGAUCAGAUUCGUAGUAAGGUCAAUGAUGAGCUGUGGAUUUUAAAUUUCUUUGAACAGUGGUAUACAGCUCAGAUUCAACUGUUGUGUAACUGGUUGUCAGAGAGGCUGGACCACUCACUACACUUGUACCAGUGUACAUGUUUGGCACAUAUUGUGAAGAAACUCUAUUCAGACUUUGAAUUGCAAGGAGUGAUGGAGGAUAAACUUAAUUCAAAGACGUACCAAACAAUCUCACAACGUAUGCAAACUGAAGAGGCCACCUGUGCACUUACCAUGAGCACUCGGUGUGACAAUGAGGACUCUGAGGGAUACCCUGAAACAGGAAUUGAUGAUGAUGGAGACAGGAGUAAACCAAAGGUGACAAUCAGGGAGACUCUGGGAGAGGAUGGAAACUACGUGGCCAAGAUUACCAACGUUACCAAUAAUGUUGUCGGACGGAUGGGCAAUAUGUUUGGCAAAGGCAUUGGUGGUCUUACUAGCAAAUUUGGUGGUGGAAGCUGGUUCUAGAAUUGUAGUUAUUUUGUUGUAAUUUGUUAUUUAUCUUAAAAGGGCAUAUGUUGAGUUGUAUUGUGACUGAGCUCUGCCUGUGAUUGUUUGCCCUAGAAAAACCAAUAGACCGCUGUGUAAAGUCAACACUCAGCUACAUGGUGAAUCACAUAUGGGCAUACCAGUAUAUAUAUUAACAUGUAUAUAAUAUAAAUAUAUAAAUAUGAGAUAAAAAUAAGCCAGAGUAGUAGUAGUAGUAGUAGUAGUAGUAAUAUCUUACAAAUUACUUGAGUUAAUAUUUUGACAAAUUAUCUUGCAUAAUGUGUUUGACUGUUGGUAGGAUGUAGCUCGCAUGUGACCUCAGGCCCUUAAGCCAAAGGUUUACAUUGCAAGAUUAUUGUAUAUAUUAUAAAGGCAGCUCCAACACUA